AUGCAUCUUAUAUCGACGUUUGUGAUUUUUUUUUUAAUUCUGAGUUUUCAUCUUGGAAACUGCAACCCGUUUCUAAGGAAAGUUCUUGAUAUGUUCCACGGUGGCAAACAAAAAUUUCAGGUAAACGACGAGACAAGGAAAAGCGUUGAUAUUCUGGAUGUAAAUGAAUUUAAACACCACGAUUACGAGGAAUUGACCUGGUUUUUAAAGUACUUUGCUAAAAAGUACCCAGACAUUACAAGAUUGUAUUCUAUUGGAUACAGCGUGCAGAACCGUAAGCUAUGGGUGAUGGAGAUAUCAGACAAUCCCGGAAAACACGAAGCUGGCGAAGCGGAAGUAAAAUAUAUCGGAAACAUUCACGGUAAUGAAGCCUUGGGCCGAGAACUUUUAUUACAGCUGACAAAAUACUUUUGCGAAAACUAUGAAAAUGACCCAGAAAUCAAGAAUCUUGUGCAGCAGACAAGAAUACACAUUUUGCCGAGCAUGAACCCGGAUGGUUACGAAUUGGCAGCUGUUCGUGGCAAGGGGAACAAACUGGUUGGAAAGAGAAACGCUUUUCGAGUCGAUUUAAAUCGUAAUUUUCCAGACCAAUUUUUCCCCAGUACUACUGGUCCACCACAGCCCGAGGUCAGGGCUGUGAUGGACUGGAUAAAGGAGUACCCGUUUGUAUUAUCUGCUAGUCUGCAUAGCGGAGCUUUGGUUGCGCUCUAUCCUUAUGACGAUUCACCGUCAGGACAGAGUCAGUACAGCGCUACACCGGAUGACGAUGUUUUCAGACGUUUAGCCAAGACAUAUUCGCAGGUACCUUAUGUUUAAUUUAAUUCCUAACGGUACCAAUUUGAGGGAGAUGUCUAGAUAACUCGACCGUUAGGGUAAAUCUUACAUGUCUUACAAAUCCUUCUAGUUGCUGCUACAAGAAAAUGUAUGCAGACCUUUGAGGAAAAUUUAUGAAAGAAAGAAUUAAGUGUUAUUUCCCUGAAAGUUUGAAUUUUAUCACUUGAGCUUUUAGCAUUUACUAUUUGGGUUUGUUAUUCCUUUCUGUGAAUUUAGCGUUAAGUAUCAUUUUACAUAUUGAUGAAUUUCAACUGUCGGUGACCAGUUUGGGGAAGGUCUUAUCCCCCUUUUUUCACUCUUUACAAUCUAGCAUCAAUAUGCAUAUUCUCCAUACUGCUCUCUGUAUAUUUGCUGUGAUAUUGACAUGGAGAAUUUAUAUAAAAAUGAAGAGCUGCUUAAGUAAGCGAUCAUUUCCUUUAUUCUCAUGACCUUAAUGUUUGAUUUAGCAGUGAUAAUGUAAGGAGAUAUAGAGUGUUGGUCAAUCUUAGGAGUCGAAGGGUUUAAGUCAAAAACUGAUUCGCUGCUUUGUUUUCUACCCAAGGCGCAUCCCGUGAUGCAUCUGGCAAAUCCUAAAUGGAACUGUACGGAUCAAAAGGAAGAACAUUUCAUAGACGGCAUCACAAAUGGUGCCAGCUGGUCGAGUUUGUCUGGAGGCAUGCAGGAUUACAACUACGUUCACUCGAACUGCUUUGAAAUAACACUGGAGCUUGGCUGCGAUCGAUUUCCUAAAGGUUCCGAGCUGGAAAAGUACUGGCAUGAUAACAAGAAGGCUUUGGUGGAGUUGACUCAGCAGGUAUGAGACUUUCUCCUAUUUUGUUGAAAUGUCAUUGUGAUGCAGAUUCUCUGCCUUCGAGACCGGUCAUUGUAUUCUGAUGACCUUUCCCCCCCCCCCCUUAGUGGCGCUUAAAUGGCGGUCAAUUUUCUACAGUUCCCCGUUAUUUCUACAAAGAGUCAAACAUGUAUCAUUUCUCUUGCAUCUAAGGUGCAUUAUGGCGUGAGUGGAUUUGUCAAGAACAUACAAGGAGAGCCUCUCUCUGAUGCAACCAUUAGCGUUGCAGAUCGUCGUCAUGACGUCACUUCAUCAAAGGAUGGAGACUUUUGGCGUUUACUCGUACCAGGUUCAUACGAAAUCACAGCCACGGCACAAGGUUACCAGCCACAAACCCAGCUUGUGGAGCUUCGGGCGUUUGAAGGGAAAGUUGUAAAUUUUACUCUAAAGCCGACUCAGGAAGACGGGAUGAAGAUAUCACUUGAAGGAAGCGAAGACGAAUUAUUAGACCGAGUCAUGGUGAGUCUAAGAUACACAGCAUUAUUUUUUUUACUGAUUUACAGAGUAAUUUAUCUCGGAGCUGUGUUGGGAUGUGUACUUGUCCUGUGGAGACGAACGAAAAAAACCAGCGAACGUUUUCAAGAGCAAAUAAGGAAAAAUGAGGGACAAUAAGGGCGCUCAUUUCACUCAUAUUCAGUUCAAGAUGGAAACGUAAUUCUGUUUACUCAAUCCUUCAGUCUGUGAUCCUUCAAUUUUUUUGACACGUCUUUUUAUGUCAUUUUUAAACAGGCAGGAACCUUUGUCACGGACGAAGGAGUGGAUCCGAGGGAGCAUAUCAUCAAGCUGACCAAUCAGAAUGACAGAGAGGAACAGCCGUUUCAUAAACACGUAUUACAUCCAGGGCUUAACGACAGGUGUGUCAUGUAAGGCGUUAUGAAAUGAAAUCAUAAAGUUGGUCGGACUUCGCUGUAGUAGUCGCCCUUUCUUAGUCACCUCAGGCACGUCGACGCACAUUCAUCGAGAUCUUACUAUGACAGCUCAUCAACUUGCAAAAUGAGCUUUUGUUAACGUAGGCUUGGUUCAUAGACUAAGACUAAUAGUUGGGUUGAGUUAAUGUUCUCAGAGAGCAUAUUCUCUUGUCGUCACUAGUAUCACGAACACAGCAAAUAACCGUGUUGAUUUUUUCCUUUUUUCAUAUUUAUAGAUCUAGGUUGUCUCUUGAGAAUGCGCUUCUUAGCGAUGAAACUGCUCGUGGAAGUGGAUCUGUUGAAGAAAGCAAACCCGACGAUAUCUCUGGUGAAGGAGGAGGGAGUGGUGACGUAAAAUCCAAGCAGGAACCAGACAGACGGGUGUCUCAUCCAAAACCGGUUAAACCAGACAAACCUGUCACUAUCUCAAGACCGGUAAAGCCGGCUAAGCGUGUCACUAUUCAGAAACCGGCUAAAACCAUCAGUAACAAGACAGCCCCCAAAGUUAUUACAAAGCCCCAAGCUCCUAAACCGAAAAUCAAUGUGAUACAAAAGAAACCAGCGCUUGCAGCAGGGAAGAAAACCAUACCCUCUAAAUCACCUGCCACAGACAAGCGCUUCUUGAAGUUGAUUGGCUCAAACGUGGCGUGUCGUCUGGUUGGAAAGAAGGGAUUAAAGAAUGGAAACUUGAGGUGGGUGGGGCACUUACCCCACUUGCCAUUAGACGACUCCCAUCUCAUCGCUGGUGUGGAGUUAUCCACCGAUGAUAAACUGGGAACUGACGGCACAUAUCGUGGUGUAAAUUACUUUAAAAGUGCUCCGAAACGAGGUUACUUCUUCCGACUGAGGGACUGUAAGGCUUUGAAGCAUUGAAACUUUAUUUCCCUUGAACUGAUUCGAAAUUAUCCGUCAUAAGCUGCACGGCAUUCAUUGUAUGCUAGUUUCGAGAAUCUGGUGUUAUAUGGGGAUGACGUAUAACAACCAUUCUGCUCCUCAGAGAGCAUCACUAAAAACCGCUUUGGCUCUCCCUUACAAUAUUAUUUUCAUCAUAGUGCGAUAUCAUUAUCAUUUGUUAAAUUAUCAUUACUAUUAUUAGCUGAUGCCUUUUUGUAUUGUCAUCAACUUUUUUUCUGUACAAAGUUUUGAUAUUAAUCGAAACAAGAAGUUAUAAAACAAAAAAUAUAUAGCCACUAAACAGUAGAGUGAAAUGCAACCUUUUCAGUGACACUAGAAAUAUUGGUGUUAGACCUUCAUCAGUGUUGUUCCUGACGGACAGUUCAGAUUAGCGUCAAGACUUUCUUUGUAGCUUCUCUUGACCUUGCUAGUUUUAUCUUCACAGUUUCCUGAUCAGUGACUGAGAAUUUUUUUGAUAAGACGUAAGUUUUUUGUACAUGUAAA
Pocillopora meandrina is the source of this 3969-nucleotide messenger RNA. Lineage: Eukaryota; Metazoa; Cnidaria; Anthozoa; Scleractinia; Pocilloporidae. The record is from the annotation of a GenBank genome assembly.